AUGUCCAUCAGACUUCAAUGUCAGCCCCUCAACUUCACAGUAAUUCAAGUUUAUGCGCCAACAACCGAUGCUGAAAAGGAAAUUAUUGACCAGUUCUAUGGAGAUUUACAAGAAUUACUACUGUCAACACCAAAAAAGGAUAUCGUCUUCAUAGUUGGAGAUUGGAAUGCGAAAGUGGAAAAUCAAGCUGUAGAAGGUAUAACAGGGAAAUAUUGUCUUGGUACAACAGAUGAAGCAGGACAGAGACUCCUAGAAUUCUGCCAAGAAAAAUCAUUGAUAAUUACUAAUACACUGUUUCAACUACCAAAACGACGCCUAUAUGCCUGGACUUCGCCAGAUGGCCGACACCGGAACCAAAUUGAUUACAUACUUUGUAAUCAGAGGUGGAAGAGCGCGGUUCAGUCAGCUACAACAAGACCUGGGGCUGACUGCGGGUCAUAUCAUAAGCUCCUGAUUGCAAAAUUUCGGCUGAAACUUCAGAAUGUAGCAAAAAGUAUCCCAACUUGCAGAUACGACCUUAACUCUAUACCCUACGACUACACUGUAGAGGUGCAAAACAGAUUUAAUGUUUUAGAGCUGGAGAACAAAAGCUCACAAGAGAUGUGGACAGAAGUAGUUAAUACUAUCAAGGAGGCCGCAGAGAAACACAUUCCCAAGAAAAGGAACAGCAAGAAUGCUAGAUGGCUAUCAGUUGAGGCACUGCAAGUUGCAGAAGAACGAAGGAAAGCAAAAAUCAAGGGAGAUAGAUCAACUAUGUUUGAAUUAACUAAAGAUGUUCAGAAAUUAGCUAGCAGAGAUAAAAAUAUGUUCUUUAAUGAACAGUGCAAGGAAGUUGAAGAUAGUAACGGAAUGGGGAAGACAAGAGGUCUUUAUAAGAAAAUUAGAGAAAUUAAAAGAAAAUUCCAGGCAAAAAUUGGAAUGAUUAAAGAUAGAAACGGGAAAGAUUUGAGUGAAGCAGAGGAUGUUAAGGAAAGAUGGGCAGAAUAUGUAGAAGACCUAUACAAGAAAGAAAUGCAUAAUGACAGGGCUCCUACUGCUGAUGUUAAUGUUAAUUUAGAACUAGAGCCAGAUAUUUUGGAGAGCGAAAUCAAGUGGGCCCUUGAAAAUAUGGCUGAUAACAAAACUAGUGGACAUAAUGAAAUACCAGCAGAAUUGUUUAAAGUCACUGGAAAGGAUGCAAUCGUGACCUAG
Molecule: messenger RNA, 1191 nt
Organism: Schistocerca cancellata (South American locust)
Lineage: Eukaryota; Metazoa; Arthropoda; Insecta; Orthoptera; Acrididae
Product: craniofacial development protein 2-like
Exons: 2
Coding region: 1-1191 (396 amino acids)
Molecular function (GO): catalytic activity
Source: RefSeq, a predicted model, not a curated record